This is a messenger RNA of Pyrus x bretschneideri (Chinese white pear), 3433 nucleotides long. RefSeq names its product pentatricopeptide repeat-containing protein At1g64583, mitochondrial. Gene Ontology annotation, molecular function: protein binding. NCBI's taxonomy places the organism in Eukaryota, Viridiplantae, Streptophyta, Magnoliopsida, Rosales, Rosaceae. Bases 200 to 2389 code for a protein of 729 amino acids. The transcript has 2 exons. The record is from RefSeq and is a predicted model, not a curated record.
CACGGCAGAACACAAACGCUCACAUUGGAUACAAUCUCGGCUUCCUAGUCUUCUCCGAAAUCCUAAGGUGUUAAUCUACUUCAUGUCGCUCUUUCCCCUCAGGUCAGUGAUCAAUCUUUCCUGAAUUGUCGUUUACCAUUCGAACAAUUUUUACUUUUUACCGGAGUAAAUAGUAAAAACUUUUUCAUGAACUCUUGCAAUGUUCAUAAAGCUCCAUCCUUUAACAUUUUCCAAGAGAAUCCCCACCUGGGUCUGCUCGAAUGCAUAUAUUUCUGCAUCUUCCUGCGCAAAAACAAUCGAAAUUUUCUCGGGAAACAAUCAGGACCCAGAAUAUUCAUCCGACCUUGAACAAAAUAUCCAGUCUUUGAGGAAUAAGCUUGUCCCGGAUAACUUAAUCCGGGUUCUGGAUAACACUGAUGAUUUGAGCUCAGCAGUGAAGGUGUUCAAGUGGGCUUCCCUGCAAAAACGGUUUAAUCACACCGCCGAUACGUAUUUUCGGAUUGUUUUGAAACUGGGUUUGGCUGGAAAUGUUGAGGAGAUGGAGGGGUUUUGUCAAAAUAUGGUGAAGGAUCGGUGUCCGGGUGCUGAAGAGGCGCUUUUGGCCCUGAUUGAUAUGUUUGUCAGUCAUUGCAGGUUAAGUGAGGCAAUUAGGGUGCUUGUGAAUUUGAAAGCAGGUGGCUUUAGGCCUUCAAUACAGAUAUUUAAUGGUCUGUUGGGUGCUCUUGUCAAAGAUAAGAGAGAUUUUCGAGAUGUCUUAUUUGUGUAUAAGGAGAUUGUGACGGCAGGAAUCGUGCCAACGGUUGAUACUUUGAAUUAUUUGUUAGAGGCAUUGGUGGAGGCCAACCGCAUUGAGUCUGCUCUGGAUCAGUAUAGAAGAAUGAAGAAGAAAAGGUGUAGUCCUAAUAGUAGGAGUUUUGAGAUUCUUAUAAAUGCCCUUAUUGCGAAAGACCGAGUGGAUGAGGCUGUUAUUGUUUUGAAUGAAAUGGUUGAUCUUGGUUGUCAGCCUGAUUUGAGUUUUUAUUCCUUCAUUAUACCUUUGUUUUGUCAGGAAAAUAAACCGGAUGAGGGAAUUAGAUUGUUCGAAAUGAUGAGAGCUUCAAAUUUUACACCGGAUUCAUUGGUUUAUGAGGUUCUGUUGCAGUCUUUAUGCAAGAACCUUAGAUUAGAUGAUGCGAUAAAGGUUUUAGAAGAAAUGAUGGAAACUGGAUUGACACCACCAAAUAAUGUCUUUGUGGAUGUAGUAAAUGUGUUUUGUAAAUUAGGGAAGGUAGACAACGCGAUGAAAUUCUUGGAGAAUAAGAAAAUCAUGGAAACUUCUGCCUGCAAUGUCCUGCUUGAAGGUUUCUGCAGUGUUGGUAAAUUUCUUGUGGCGGAAGAUCUACUAGUGGAAAUGUCCGAAAGGAAUGUGACUAAUUGUAAUUCUUGGAAUAUUGUUAUCAGAUGGCUCAGCGAGAACGGAAGGAUUAGGGAAGUGAUGGAACUUCUAGGCAGAAUGGUGGUUUCUUCUUCUCUUCCGGACUCUGACACAUACUCCGCUCUGGUCGUUUGCCACUGCAAAAUGAGCAACUAUAGAAAUGCUCUGGAUAUAUUUCAUCAGACUCGUGCCAAAAGUUGGGUUUUGGAUCGUACAUCUUACUCUGAGCUUGUCAAGGGCCUUUGCCUAGAAGAAAUGACUCAUGAGGCUACUGAAGUGUUCUGUUACAUGUCUAGUAAUAGAUGUUUCAUCGAGCCUUCCUCGUUCAAUAUGUUGAUCAAGGGUUUGUGUGAGACGGGAAAGGUUGAAGAAGCAAUAAGGAUGCAACAAUUGGCCUAUUAUGCCGGUACUUCUUCUACCAGUUCAACUUACUCAACUGUUAUGCUUGGAUUGUCAAAAUUAGACAAGGUAAAAGAUCUGUCGGUAGUUUUCUCAAAAAUGCUAGUGGGAGGUUGCAAUCUUGAUUUGGAUGCCUUCUGCGUGCUCAUACAAACCAUGAGCUUGCAGAAUCGAGUAAAAGAAUGCGUAUUGCUUUUUGAUAUGAUGGUCGAUGGGGGUCUUAUACCUGAUUCAGAGAGACUAUUAAAUCUACUCUCCUGCAUAGCCAACCAUUCUCAGUUGCACAUGAUUUCAGGUUCACUAAAUAAACUUAUUUCUGAUAGUGAAGUUCUAAAUUCAGCAAUUUACAAUGUACUGAUUAACGGCUUCUGGAAAGAGGGUUAUAAAUGCGAGGCCUGUCAAUUUUUGGAUAUAAUGUUGGAAAGGGGUUGGGUCCCAGAUGCUAGGACUCAUGGAUUGCUGAUGGGGUCUGUUGUUGGCAAAGUAGAUAGGAACAGGUUGGACUAUGAUAAUUGCACUGUCCAAGAUAGUGUUAGCAACAUCCUUGCAGAGGGAUUAGAUGAUGUAACAGGAUAGAAACUUCCAUCACAAUAAUCGUUUUAUGACCCGUUGGCCGCUCAACUACUUUGGUGAACUGAUCUUUUUGCCUCCGAUGAUCUCUGUUGAAAGUUUUUUCUCCAUAAUCAUUCACACUGAGCCCUUUGUAGCUGUGGUGCUUGCAUAUAUUGUGCAAUGGAUCAGGGGAUAUGAUUGUUGCCUGCCAUGUUCAAUAGUUUUGUUCACCUUUACCGAGGUUCAUGGAUCUCUUCUAUAUAUUCAAACCCUUAACCACGCCAAGAAAGCCAAAUUUUUCGAGCAAGAGGAAAGACGGAAGGUAGAGCAGUGAUAUCCUAUUUGAACUAACUCCUGGGGAAGCUCUGUGUAAUCAGAAGUUGAAGCCAUUUUAAAUUUAGAAGAAUCCCAAGUCAGAACCAGACACCAGUACUGAAGUUUUUCCCUGCGACAUCUUCGGACCUGACUUCUGCAGUACUUUUCUUGCGGGAAAACGGUACAAGGAUGUAAUGAGAGGCAGAGGGUGAAGGCUUGGAUCGAAGUGGUUGUAGGUACUUUUCCUCCUGUUUUCCUUUCUGUACUACAAAUUCAAACUGAUGAUUUAGCCGGCGGUGUGGAAACUUCAAGUAGGCAGGGACAUGUUUAAAGAGCCUCUGCUCGGUAUAGAGUGCCUCGAAAUCUCAGGGAAAGCUAGCUUUUCCGGGACAAGAACUUGUAGUGUGCGGAUACGGUAUUAAUGGAACAACCCUAUACUUUUUUGAAUGGGGAUGCUAUGUUGACAAUGGAUCUGUUUCUUAUAUUGAUGGCGCAAAGAGUCCAAAAUGUAUUGUUUCUGCUGCUGAUGUUGAUACAUAUCUUGGUGUUGAAGUCCAGCCUAUGGAUGAUAGGGAUUCGCCGGGAAAAGGUUGUUACGGCGGCCUUAGCUAAUGACUACAAGGUCACUUAUGAAAAGAAGGGUAAACAAGAUUAUCCUUCUCUCUUUUUUUCUUUUAAAGUAGAAUAUCGCUUGUUUCAAAGAGAAAAAAGUCAGCUCAAUGAUUUAAGGGUCAAAUAUAUGUGUUUCAUCCU